Molecule: messenger RNA, 1479 nt
Organism: Bombyx mandarina (wild silkworm)
Lineage: Eukaryota; Metazoa; Arthropoda; Insecta; Lepidoptera; Bombycidae
Product: trehalose transporter 1-like protein
Biological process (GO): transmembrane transport
Cellular component (GO): membrane
Molecular function (GO): transmembrane transporter activity
Source: RefSeq, a predicted model, not a curated record
GCCAUAACGAGUCUUCAGUGAGCCGGAGACAGUUGAAUAAUGAAACCGUUUCUAAAACAGACAUGGGCGGUAUCUGCAGUUCUUAUAAACAUGGUCGGGCAGGGUAUACUGCUGAGCUACACCACAAGUCUCCUGCCAGCUCUACAAGCACCUGACUCUCCCAUACCAACCGAUUUGGAUACGGCUUCAUGGCUAUCGUCAUCGGUUGGCAUUUCUGGAAUACCUGGUUUCUUCAUGUCCUCGACUCUUAUGGAAGCAUACGGACGAAAAGUUGCCCAUUUUAUUAUCAUGAUGCCCGGACUGAUAGGCUGGUUAUUGAUAUACUUCGGUAACAACAUCCCCGUGCUAAUGAUAGGGAGGAUUCUGGGUGGAAUGAGCGCUGGCGGUACAGUCGCGUUAGGAGCCAUUGUCAUCGGAGAAUACAGUAGUCCGAAAUAUCGAGGAAUGUAUUUAAAUAUGAAAACAGCUUCGGUAUGCUUAGGGGGGAUGCUCGUCCAUAUCUUAGGACACUUUUACAAUUGGAGGACUGUCGCUUUGCAAGCAACGAUUCCAUAUAUUAUUUCAAUGGCGAUCAUUAGCACGUGGCCCGAGAGCCCUGCGUGGUUAAUAUCGAAGCAGCAAUACGAGCAAAGCGAAAAAAACUUCUAUUUUCUGCGUGGAAAGACAGAAGAAUCGUACAGAGAACUGGAAAACAUGAUGCAAUCGCAAACCAAUAGAGUUGCGACGAAGACGAAAGAAUUAACAUUUACGGAUAAGCUAGUUGAUUUCUUAAAGAAAUUCACGAAGAAGAACUUCUUGAAGCCGCUCUUUAUAUUACUGAACGGAACUAUCCUGUUAGAAACGUGCGGCCGACACAUAUUCCCCGCUUACGCAUUGCAGAUUAUAGCCGAAAUUACUGGGAGCAAAUCGCAAUCAUUUUACUACACAAUGUGCAUAGAUGUGAUUAUAACUGUUAGUGCGGUUUGCUCUUCCAUAUUAGUCAAAGUGAUGAAAAGACGUACCUUACUUUUUUCUACCGGAUUUGCUGCGUUUUUUGUCUUAAUUAUUGUUUGUGCUUAUCUAUUUUUGGUGGCUCAGGGAGUGAUACCUGAUAAAUACCACUGGGUUCCUAUAGCUUUAUUUGUGGUUUAUUUUAUUCUUGCUAAUUUAGGUUGCACCCCGAUACCUUUGGCGUUUUUAGGAGAACUAUUCCCGUUGGAGCAUAGGGGAGCGGGUUCAGCUGUAGCAGGGAUAUUCAUGUCCGUUAUACUCAUGCUUGGAUUACUUUUAACACCCCAUUUAUUAGCCAAGAUCGCUGUGCACGGUACGUUCGCUGUUUUCGGCAUUAUUAUGGGUAUUUCUUUGGCAAUAUUAUAUGUCACAUUACCCGAAACGAAAGAUAAGACGCUUCAAGAAAUCGAGGAUUACUUUAAUUACGGUAAAUUUAAGGACUUCAAAAAUGUUGAAGAGCCAGACGUUAAAACUAAAAUGCUUAAGUGA